Molecule: messenger RNA, 774 nt
Organism: Ciona intestinalis (vase tunicate)
Lineage: Eukaryota; Metazoa; Chordata; Ascidiacea; Phlebobranchia; Cionidae
Source: RefSeq, a predicted model, not a curated record
UUCAUUCCUUGUCCGUUAUUCGUUUUAUGCUUAAUUGCUUAUAAUGUAAUGGGGCAGUCUCUUCAAUGUCCGGAAGAAACACUCCGUUAUUAUGAUUGCCCUGAAAACUAUAUCAAGUAUGACGAAACAAAGUGCUUCAAAGCUCAUUUCGGGACUUUGAAAUAUUGGCAAGCCAGCAGAUAUUGCGCUUCUGAGGGCGGUCAUCUUGUAACGAUCAGUGAUGCUUCUGAAAAUCAGUUUCUUUACGAAAUGAUGAGAAUCACAUAUGCUGUAGAUGUAGCUCGAGCGCCAAUAGCUUUCUGGAUAGGUUUGACAGACAGAGAAUCGGAGGGAAUCUAUAAGUGGGAACGUUGUGGGGAUGCAGAUUAUGUGAAUGGACGAAGUUAUGCUCCAUCUUGGCUACCUGGCGAACCGGAUAAUGGAAACAAAUCAAACCUUAUAUCAGAAGAAGAUUGUAUUGUGUGGCAUUGGUCAAACAAGCCUGCUUGGUCGGACGAAAAUUGUAACAUGAGAAAGUCGUUUAUUUGUCAGAUCAAUUUAAAACUCGCGACUACAACAUUGAGUGCAACACAGCCUGAAACAACUGCAGUAAAAGACGCAAUGCAAGUAGAAAUAAAGACAGCUUAUAUUGUGGCAAUUGGAGUUUGUUCAGCUGCUCUACUUAUAGCUAUUGUUAGCGUCCUGACGCUUUGCUACAUGAAGCAUUCACAAGAAAAGAGAAGAGUCGGUGUCUUGAGACAUGUAGGACUGUAUCCUGCACCUGCGUGGUCAUAA